UCUGAAGGGUUGCUUGGCGUUACCGUUUCAAUUGUGUAAAUUACUGGUUUUUAUGGAUCUCGAUAUCCGUUUCUGGAAUCUGGACUAGGGUUAGGAUCAGGGCACAAAGCUCGAACUGAGUUUGCAUGGGUUUAUGCUCAUUUUGAAUUUACUCACUGAAGCUCUCUGUAAAUCUUGAGGGACCAUUAUUAGGUUGACUGCACGAAGUAUUGUGAGCUGGGGCUCUUUUUCAUCAGAAUGAAGCGAAGAUAUGAACAUGGUGCUUCAACUCCUCUUCCUUCAAAUUCAAAACCUCGAAUCAGCUAUCAUGAUGAUGAAAAUAGGUUCUCAGAAGAUGAGAACACAAAGGAUCUGGCAAGGAAAGUUGCAGAACAUUAUAGUGCGCGGACGAAUCAAACACUUGAAGAGCGGGAAGCGAGUCCUAUUAUUCAUUUGAAGAAGCUCAAUAACUGGAUUAAAAGUGUCCUUAUUCAACUAUAUGCACGUCGAGGAGAUGCUGUUCUAGAUAUGGGUUGUGGAAAGGGUGGAGAUCUAAUCAAAUGGGACAAGGCCCAGAUUGGAUACUAUGUUGGGAUAGAUAUGGCCGAAGGCUCGAUUGAGGACUGUAGGACACGCUACAAUGGUGAGGCUGAUGCCCGUAGGAAGAAAUUUACAUUUCCAGCACGCCUUUUAUGUGGAGAUUGCUUUGAGGUACCUUUGGAUAGAGUUUUGGAAGAUGAUGCACCAUUUGAUAUAUGCAGUUGUCAGUUUGCCUUGCAUUACUCAUGGCAGACUGAGGCACGUGCCCGAAGAGCCUUGGAAAAUGUAGCUUCCUUACUUCGUCCCGGAGGCAUUUUUAUUGGAACAAUGCCAGAUGCCAAUGUUCUCAUCCAAAAGCUUCGCAAUGUUGAAGGGCUAACAUUUGGCAACAGUGUGUAUUCUAUUUCUUUUAAUGAGGCACACAGUCAAAAGAAAUUCGAUUCUUCAAAGCCCUUUGGCAUCCAAUACACGUUUCACCUAGAGGAUGCAGUUGAUUGCCCAGAAUGUAUUGUUCCCUUCCGCAUUUUCAAAUCAUUAGCAGAUGAGUAUGGUUUAGAGCUUCUUCUAGUGAAGAAUUCCCAUGAAUUUGUGGAUGAAUACUUGAAGAAGCUGGAAUUUGUUGACUUGAUGCGCAGAUUGGGGGCCUUGGGUGAUGGAAAAAAUAAUCACAGCACGAUAUCAGAGGACGAAUGGGAGGUAGCUUACCUAUACCUGGUAUUUGUUUUUAAAAAGCGUGGGCAGCCAGACACACAACAGAGAAGCAAGGGAAACAAAGGAAGAAACGGUCUAACACAAAUCUCAAAAUCAGACAUCAUGUUCAUUAAAACUGACAGAUGAGCUAAGGAGUGAAUCCUCUCUCUCUACACCUUUUGAUCACACAUGCAAGCCACCUAGAUGAGAGGUCGAAGGCUGCUCUUCCCUGAAAAAGGUCAGGAUGACCUCUUCAAUCCAUCCAUUUUGUGAAAUUCACUUUUUUAGAGAUAGUGAAAUUCAUUGUAGCGUAAGCACUCUUUCCCUACAGAGCAGAGCAUAUUUUUUUCUACUUUCAUGUAAUGCUUUUAUUUAUAGAGGAAUGAUGCAAAAUAUUGUCACGUUGAAUUUGGUUGUGGAUGUAAAAAGUUGUCUUGAGAAA
Molecule: messenger RNA, 1651 nt
Organism: Amborella trichopoda
Lineage: Eukaryota; Viridiplantae; Streptophyta; Magnoliopsida; Amborellales; Amborellaceae
Product: mRNA capping enzyme family protein
Biological process (GO): 7-methylguanosine mRNA capping
Cellular component (GO): nucleus
Molecular function (GO): mRNA 5'-cap (guanine-N7-)-methyltransferase activity
Source: RefSeq, a predicted model, not a curated record